CUUCAUUCACCAUCAUCACUUUCCCAGGAUCAAUUUUUACUGGUGUCGGCGUGACCUCUUUACCUCGAUCUGCAGCUACCAAAAUUUCAAAUUACAUUCCCGGAGUACAUAUUUCCGCACAAAUUUGUCAUGUUCCGUUUUAAAAAGACAGCUACCAUUUUGUAUCGUUCUGUGGGCAUCGUGUUGUCAAACCAAAAUGAUGGCGGAGAAUUGUGUCCCGGAUUCGUGCUUCGAAAACCUUCCAAAGCUGGUUGAUGACCUUGAUGACUACCUGAAGGCAUACCAGGCCUAUGCCGAGUUCUCUGGGCUCAAAGUGGACAUUUACAAGGACUGGGCCAGGAUUGUAUUUGAGGAGCAGGUUGUCACCCAUUUCAUUUCCAAGUUUCCGUGUAAUGGAACUCUCCGGGUGCUUGCUGUGGGGAGCGGUGACGGAAAAGUCGAUAGCUGCAUGCUUGAACAGCUAGUGGCAAGGUACCCCCGCAUACAUUACACGGUUGUCGAACCCGCCAAUGAACCACUGGAGGAAUUCAAAUCCCUCAUCGAUGAAAGCCGACCAAAGUUCGACGGUGUCGAGUUCGAAUGGCACAACGAAACCUUCGACGAGUUUCAGAAGUUGGAGGAAGAGAAAGCGAAAUCGACGGGUGCGGAUAAAGAACGGUUUCAUCUCAUCCACGCCAUUCAUUCACUGUACUAUGCCAAUGACCUACAACAGGCACAUACCUAUCUGAGGGACAGGCUGGUCAAGCAAGGAGCUCUUCUUGUUAUACUUCUCUCAGAAGAAGCUGGCAUCUAUCGCGUAUGGGAUCGACAUCCCAAGUUAUGUGAAGGAAGCCCCGCAACCAACCUCUGCUCCGCCCAUCUACGACAGAUUUACGCCCAAUCCGACACGCCCUAUACAUUCCACCACCAAUCAUGGCCCUCCGAUAUCUCGCAGUGUUUUGACGCCGCCUCUGUCCAGGGAGGCCGGAUGCUCGAUUUCAUAACCCACGUGAGGAAUUUCCGCCAAUCAGCACCCAAAGAACUGAAGAAGGAUGUCAUUGCUUUCUUGAGGAGAUUGAAUCAAAGCGACAAAGAGGAUGAGACAAGCUCAGGGGGAUACCAGCGAGACUGGGACUCCAUGGUAAUGAUAAAAUCCUGAUGAAUUAGAGGAAAUAUUGGAUUCGAUAGAAGAUUUUUUUUUACUAGGCUUUGAAAGUGGCCGCUCAAAAACUCAAAUAUCUUGAAUACCUUCGAUUUUUGUCUCACCUGCAUCGCAGAGUGAGACUAUUAUAUAGGCGCCGCUUUUCCGACGGCGACGGCGGCGUCAACAUCAAAUCCUAACCUAAGGUUAAGCUUUUGAAAUGACAGCAUAACUUAGAAAAAAUAUGGAACGAGUUCAUGAAACUUACAUAAGGUUAACCAAGUAUUACUAAAUAUCUUGCCAAAGUUUCAGGUCACAUGACCAAGGUCAAAGGUAAUUUAGGGUCAAUAAACUUAGACCAUGUUGGGGAAUCAACAUCGAAAUCUUAAACUAAGGUUAAGUUUUUGAAAUGUCAUCAUAACUUAAAAAGUAUAUAGACCUAGUUCAUGAAACUUGGCCAUAAGGGUAAUCAGAUAUCACUGAACAUUCUGCCUGAGCUCCAGGUCAUCUGAACGAGGGCAAAGGUCAUUUAAGGUCAGUGAACUUAGGCCAUGUUGGGGGUAUUUUUUGUUGAAUUACCGUCAUAACUCUGAAAGUGUAUUGGUAUAGUUCAUAAAACUUGGACAUAAGAGUAAUCAAGUAUCACUGAACAUCCUGGGCGAGUUCCAGGUCACAUGUCCAAGGUCAAAGGUCAAUAAACUUUGGCCAUGUUGGAGGUAAUUGUUAAAUUGCCGUCCUAACGUUGAAAGUUUAUGGAUAUAGUUUAUGAAAUAUAGACAUACGUAUGAGUAAUCAAGUAUCACUGAUAAGUCUUAUUAGGUAACAUGUUCAAGGUCAAAUGUCAUUUAGGAUCAAUGAACGUUGUAUUAUAACAUUAUAUGAAUGAUGUUUUUGUGAAUAAUUAUUUUAUAGUAGUUUUUAAAGUCAGCACUGCUGCUAUAUUGAAUUGCGUAAUGCAGGUAAGACUGCCACAGGCGCUCCACUUGUUGCUCAUUUUGAAAAAUUGUCACGGAAACCUUUCAUGAAUAGCACCACCACUUUUUCGGGGCGGUUGCUUUCAUCGGAAGAAUAGGCAAUGUAUACUGCAGAUAUAUGCACAUAAUCUGCAAAAUUCAUUGAUAGAAUCAUCGCCAGUGUUCGAAGUAAAAGUAAAAAAAAAAGUAUCCGUUUUAUAAAUCACGUUUACUACAUGAACUCUGAGUCCCGAUCGAUCUAUGAGAUUUAAAAAGAACCUUAACCCCCCCCUGACACCGCCCCUGAUUAUAGUUUUUACAGGAUAUUUUACAUUAUUUGAUUUCCAGUUAUGUUGCUGUCUUCGUUUACUUAAGCCCUGUCUAUUAGUCUAUUAGCCGUUUGACAUGACAUUCAUUAGAAAAAAAAUGCAAAGAACCGUUUUCAUGAUAUUGAAUCAAAUCUCGAGAGCAUUUCACCAAUAUUUUCCGUCUGACAAGUUUACCGAUCCGACAACUUUCCUUGGUUUUGAUUGGUUGAGAACAGUUCCUAUGGUAACUGUCAGAUAAAACAUAGUUUGUCAGAUAAGAUAACCGACAAGUCCGUUCACGAAACGCCCCCCCCCCCCCCAGGGUUAGUACAUAAUUGUUUGGAGGAGCUUACGAAAUAAACAUUUGGGUCAUCAAACAUUGUUUAUGAACUGUAAACAUCGAUUUAUCAUUUAUCAAAUCAAGAUGUAUCUAUCAUGUUUAUAUCACGUGAACAUCACAUAAAAAACUCUGAAACUAUAUAUUUUCUUCAGUCUAAUAAUGUCCAGAUAAGUUUAAUGAAAAACAUCAAUGUAUCAUGCCAUGUAUCUUUAAAGCAAAUGUAAAUAAACUGAUAAAGUACAGUA
Molecule: messenger RNA, 2966 nt
Organism: Lytechinus pictus (painted urchin)
Lineage: Eukaryota; Metazoa; Echinodermata; Echinoidea; Temnopleuroida; Toxopneustidae
Product: histamine N-methyltransferase-like
Exons: 3
Coding region: 197-1138 (313 amino acids)
Source: RefSeq, a predicted model, not a curated record